Messenger RNA from Cottoperca gobio, 788 nucleotides. RefSeq names its product selenoprotein H (gene selenoh). NCBI's taxonomy places the organism in Eukaryota, Metazoa, Chordata, Actinopteri, Perciformes, Bovichtidae. Gene Ontology annotation, cellular component: Golgi apparatus. The transcript is spliced from 5 exons. The record is from RefSeq and is a predicted model, not a curated record.
GAAGCAGUAAUGCAACUCUAGGCUGGUUUGCCAACCGCCAAUUAACAUUAAAGAAGAAGACUUUUGGCGCCGUCCACAUCCGGUCCACAUGCGCGCGAAAGUUUUGUAACAGCAAUGGCGUCUAAAGCAGGUCGUCGGGGGACGAAGCGCAAAGUGGAGGUUGAGCCAGAGGAGGAGCAACCAUCCGUGGAGGAGGAGAAAGACGGAGGAGAGGGGGAGGAAGGCCCUGCAGGCCAAAGGGUGGUCAUUGAACACUGUAAGAGCUGACGAGUGUACGGGCGUAAUGCUGAGGAGGUGAAAUCUGCCCUCCUGGCUGCCCACCCUGACCUGACUGUGGUCUUCAACCCUGAGAAACCCCGCAGGAACAGCUUCGAGAUCAAUCUGCUAGAUGGAGGCAAAGAAACAUCUCUGUGGACUGGAAUAAAGAAGGGUCCUCCUCGUAAACUGAAGUUUCCUCAACCUGAUGUUGUAGUUGCGGCUCUACAGGAGGCUCUGAAGGCCGAGUAGAUGCCCAGUGAAGUCAAGCGUUCAGGAGAUUUGGCCCGUGGAAGAAGAAUGAUGAGGAGUGACAAAUGGGAUGUUCUCAGUCCCUCCUCUGAUGAUCCAGGCUCCAUCAGCUCACAUCUUCUGGACACAUGGUGACACCUAGUGGAGCGUCUCUGAGCCAAUACAUCUCUCAGAUCCACAGUCCUGCUGUUUUGACUGUUUCCUUUUGUUAUUUCUCAACGGUUUAAUGUGCUUUUAAAUCUGUUUUUUCGGUAAAUAAAGUGUUUCUUGUUUUAUGAUUA